GCUGGGAAUUCCAGCAUCUAGACAGUAUUCCAACCUGAAGCAGACUCACCCCUUCCUGCAUGAACAUCCUGGAGCCCCCACUGGAUGCAGACACCCUAUGCCCACCCCAAUCCAGGACACCUAUUUACAUGGCACUGGAGUCCCCACACACACACCUCACGUGGUGUUCUGGAUCUCAAGGCCACAUUGCAGAGACCACAGGAAUAGGGUUUGGCUUCCUUCGGUACCAGACUUCCAGACCAAGCACAGCACAAGGAAAGGACUCAGGAUUCUUCUGAACCAGCUUACAAAGGAUGUCACUGAGGAACUUCCAUGGAAUGAAGGAAGAAAACAAAGAAGAGGAGGGAAUGGGUCACAGGAACUCAGGGGCAGAGGACAGUGCUGUGGUGGGAGGGGCCCCCAGGGCCCAGCUCCCUCCCCAGGCCCUACCCAUUAUGACCUCCCUGGCUGUACCUAGGCCUUUGUGACUGUCACUCAGGCAAACCUGUGAGCCAGAGUGACACCCAAAGUACCCUCAGUAAGAGGGUGGCAGGUCAGCCAGGCCAGAGCCUGGACCUGGGGUCAGGAAGGGGUCACAGGGAGGGAUGGAGGGGCCAAAAACUCUGGGACCCUGUGGCCACUCCCACUCCCAGUGUCCCCCAGCCCCAGCCUCGAGCAGCCACGGAGGAUGCUUGGAUCAGCCCUGCCAGGGAUUUGUAAGGUGGCCCUGUCUGAUCCCCAUUCCCUCCACUCACUCACUGGAGUCUGUGAGGAUUUUACCAGUCCCGGGGGCAGGGGGCAGGGAACCCAGGGUGGGGGGUGAGGCAACCAGGGUCUUUUUCUCAAGUGAAGAAGGAGAGAUGCAGCGACAGAGAGCAAGAGAGCCAGUGGGGCCAAGACAAGGAGAAAUGGAGGCAGGGCUGGGGUGGGGCUGGCCCCUGCACCAAGGGCUAGAGCAAGGGCCAUACAGGCAGGGGGGAUCCCCCAGUUUAGGGCCCAGACCCUGCCCAUGUCCAAACCUUCCUUUGGGAGGAGGGGUCCCAGCCUCACCCAGAAUAGCCCCCUCUCAGCUCCAGAGCGGGCCACUGGGGUCUGCAGAACAAUCCUUUCUCCAGCUGGAGCAGGAGAACCACAGUCUGAAAAGGCAGAACCAGGACCUUCGGGAGCAGCUGGGGGUCCUCCUGGGUCCAGGACAGCAGUUCCUACCCCUGUGUCCAGAGCACUCGAGCUGCACAGCCUUGGCCUGGUCCCCUGAGUCAGCCAGCACCCGGCCCCUGGAGGACAGGACACCUGUUCAGCUGCUACGACGGGAGCUGUGCCAGGGGGAGGAGGCCUUCGUGCGGCAGUCUCAGAAUGAGCUACAACAAAUACGACUGUCCUUUGAGAGGAAGAAGAUGGCCAUCACUGAGGUAUGGGAUGGCGUGGCCGAGGUACACAUGGCCCUGAACAACCAGGCCACUGGGCUCCUGAACCUCAAGAAGGACAUCCGGGGUGUGCUAGACCAAAUGGAGGACAUUCAGCUGGAGAUUCUGGGGGAGCGGGCCCAGUGCCACACUCAGGCCAGGAAGGAGCAACAGAUGUCAUGCACGGAGAAAGGGAGGCCACACCUGGGAUGUUCCGAGGGCCUCAAGGGCCAGUUCUGGCUGCUGGCCCUGAGGCUGCUGCUGGGCGCCCUGCUGGCCUGUACCGCUGCCUACGUUUACGUGGUGGACCCUGCACCCUUCGAGGGGUUGGUGCCGCCCCUGCUGAGCCGAGCCGCUGUCUGGAAGCUCCGGGCCCUACUGGGCCCCUUCCUGCGCCUCGAGGUGGAUGACUUCCUGCCCUUCUAGGCCGGAGGCCCAGCGGCCCCAGCGAGGAGGAGGCCAGGCGGCCGCCGGUGCUGCCCUGGGUGCCCAGUGGCCCCGUCAGCCCCUGGCCACAGCACUGCUGCACACCGUCCCUGCCAGGAGCUGCGGAGAAGGGUGGAGGCAGGGUCUGUCCUGAGGGCUGGGCCUGUGGC
This is a messenger RNA of Sciurus carolinensis (gray squirrel), 1978 nucleotides long. RefSeq names its product coiled-coil domain containing 188 (gene Ccdc188). The transcript has 11 exons. The record is from RefSeq and is a predicted model, not a curated record. Bases 585 to 1808 code for a protein of 407 amino acids. NCBI's taxonomy places the organism in Eukaryota, Metazoa, Chordata, Mammalia, Rodentia, Sciuridae.